This is a messenger RNA of Formica exsecta, 2168 nucleotides long. RefSeq lists its product as uncharacterized. Lineage: Eukaryota; Metazoa; Arthropoda; Insecta; Hymenoptera; Formicidae. The transcript is spliced from 3 exons. The record is from RefSeq and is a predicted model, not a curated record. Bases 1266 to 1691 code for a protein of 141 amino acids.
AUAUUGUAAUAUCACAUCAAUAGUCAUGAGCAGACAUACUUUCUUCCAUCGUUACAGUGAAAUAUCAUGACGAUGAAAGCAAUGCUUCUGCAAAAGAAAAACUUAUCGUUUUGUACUGUUCUAUAUCAUGGGAAUUUAACUGUAAAAAGAAGAACUUUAUCAAGGGACAUACAUAAUAUUAGAUGAUAUAUAUAUACACAUGUAACUAACGCUCGAAAUUUUGUUUUGUGUAAGUUGAAACUUUAUAUAAUCCAUACCUUUGUUAUUUGUUGACUGUAAAGAAUGAGACUGUAAAAGAGAUAGAAAGGGAAGAAAAAAAAAGGAGGAACGUGUAAGUAAAAGGAGGAAAAAUUUAUUUGUGAAUUAUUUGACAUGAUAAAUAUUGUAUGUGUAUAUAUAUAUAUGUAUGUGUGUGUAUAUAUAUAUGUAUAUAUAUUUACAUACACAGAUAUAUACAUAUUAUCAUGUGCGGUAUUCAACUAGUUGUAUAUUUUAAUGCCCAUAUGAAUAUUAUAUAUUGUAUACAGUGCAUAUGUGCAUACACAUGUAUAUCGGAAACUUAUAGCUAAUUGAUUUAUAUAUGUAUAUAUAUACUCAGUCCAGUCUUCACAAUCCUGCUCAGUUUUACAUAACUUUUUAAUGUAUUAGAAUUAGGAAAUAUCAUUUAUUAGCGAGUGAAAUUAUGCAUAAAUUUUAUAAAAUUAUGUAUAUCUCUGUAUUGAAAUAGUUGUCGAAAUUGAUACUUUUGCGCCUUUUUAUUUUUAUCAAAUUGUUUUAAAGUGUAAUGUGCAACGCGCUUACGCUCGAUCGUAAAAUGUAGAAAUUCAUAUAACAAAUAAAGAAGAAUCUGUUGGUCGAUUUUUCCUUAAUAAGAAUAUAAGUCAUCUAUUAUGUUACAGUUUAAUAAAAUGAUAUAUACGCUGUAACAUGUGUGAAAGCUAUACUGGGUAUCAAAAUUUUGUAGAAAAUUGUCAUUAGCUAUAUCUCGUGUAAAAUUCCUCAAUAAUUAGCGACUUUGUGUAUAUAACAGUGGUAUACAAAUUUUUUAAAAUAAAGAUUUCAUGUGUUAUGGCAUACAAGUGCACCGAUUCGCUAUAGAUUUCUGUAGCCUGUAAAAUUCUUAGCCAAUCGGCACGUUUGACUCAUCGUACGACGCAUGCGAUAUUAGCCUUACACAAUUUGCCAACAGAAUUCUAUCUAUAAAUUGUUACUUCAAAGGUUGAUGUUUUUCAAAAACUUCGGAUAUACCAAAUAAAUCAGAUAUUAUGUCAAGAAAAAAACAUAAUAUAUCAUAUAUUAAGCCGAACGAGCCGAAAUUUCUACGAGAGUUGAAACAGCAAAUCGGAUAUAAAGAAGGACCCACUGUCGACACAAAAAGAGAAGUAUUACCGGAAGUCUCUGACGAUGAAAAGGAAGAGUUAACUGAUGAGAAGCCUGUUGUUGUUGUAUUAAAUUCUGGUGAUUUAACAGCGGAAGAAGCAAAUGCCUUCAAAAAACAGAAAGAGAAAGAAGAAAGUAAUGCCCCGGCUGAUCUAUCUAAGAAGAUUAUGUUUCGCAAGACUAAAACAGAGUCAGACAAAUCUGAUACAACUGCCACAGAUCAACCUGUGAGGAAAAAAGCAAAAAGGGACAAGCAAAAGAUUGUCUUAUCCUUUGAUGCUAAUGGCAGUGAUGACGACAAUGUUGGAUAGCAUAAAAUAUGAAUUCUUUUACUUAAAUGUCUUAUAUGUAAGUAAAUUUUAUUGUAAAUAUAGUAAAUUGUUUAAUACAUAUUAUAUAUCACAGUUAUAUGUGAGAAACUGGUCAUAAGAAAAUCGAUUAUUUUUUAUUUGUGAGAGAAUGAAUGAGUAAUUGAUUUAUUGUUAAAACUUUAUUAGAGAUAUAACUUCUUGAAAUUUACAAAGAUUAUGUACAAAGAUAGCAAAUGUACAUAGUCAAGAGCAAAGGCAAUAUGAACUGGAAAUGAGUUAUUACUUGUUGCAAUAAACAUAUGUGACAUGUUCAAUAGUUUAAAAGCAAUGACACAGUACAUAUUUAUAAACUAAAAGUUACAUAUAAGAUAAUUAAAGAAACUAAGUCGGCUAUUUAAGAAUUGAUAUUGAGAAGAGUCAAUGCAUCUUGAAUUUCAAUUUUUUAUAUAUUUAUAUAUUCUAGAUAAAAAAAAAAAA